AUGGAAGUGGAAGCAUUGUUGCUAUCUAUAGAUCCCUCCAAGGCACAGGGUCCUGAUCAAAUUCCAGCUCGACUCCUAAAGGAAUGUGCUCAAGAAAUAUCGGAAUCCCUUUGUCUUCUGUUUAAUAAAUCAUUGCAAACUGGAAUUUUCCCACAACAGUGGAAACUAGCCAACAUUGUACCAAUUCUAAAGAAAUGUCCUGCCUCAAAUGUGCAAAAUUAUCGCCCCAUUUCUUUGUUGUCAAAUAUUGGGAAAAUCUUUGAAAGGUGUGUUUUUAAUCGAGUUAUAAAUCAUAUUAGUAAUCAGUUACAUAACUUCCAACAUGGCUUCCUGAAAGGAAAAUCUUGUACUACCCAUCUGUUACAAGUAAUAGACGAAAUUGGAAGAAGUUUGGAUUGUGCAGAACAGACUGAUAUUAUAUAUCUUGACUUUGCAAAAGCAUUCGACAAAGUCAACCACUCCUUGUUAUUGGAUAAAAUCAGUGGCUUUGGAAUUGACGGUAAUUUGUUGAAAUGGUUUGGAAAUUAUCUAUCUGAUCGUCGUCAGCAGGUAACUAUCCCUGGAUCGACUUCGGGGGUUUUGCCGGUGCUCUCCGGUGUACCUCAGGGGUCGAUUUUGGGACCCCUCUUGUUCCUCAUGUUUAUCAAUGAUCUCCCUGACAGCGUUAUGGAGAAUUCGGAUGCAAAGAUGGUAUUGUUUGCCGAUGACUCUAAGAUUUAUAAAACUAUCAGGACUACAUCGGAUUGUAUGGCCUUGCAAACUAGCAUUGACCGAACAUCCAUAUGGAGCUGUGAAAAUAAAAUGCUUUUAAACAGUAAGAAAUGUACUAUAGUAAGUGUGAAUCGUAAAACUCAGGCUACUACAUUUUCUUAUACUCUUGGGGGAUUACCUUUGGGAAAAACAAACUGUGAAAAAGACCUUGGGGUGUUAAUAAAAAGCGAUCUGAAGUGGGACGCGCAUGUUUUGUCAAUUUCAAAGAGGGCUAACAACGCUUUGGGGUACAUUAGAAGAGGGACAACAGGAUUCAAUGACGUUGAUUCAAGGAAAGUACUCUACAUGGCGUUAGUAAGAAAUCAUUUAGUUCAUGCAUCGCAAGUUUGGGCUCCACAGUCAGUACAUCUAAUCAAGCAAUUGGAAUCUUUGCAGAGAAGAGCAACAAAGUAUAUUCUAUGCCUACCAUAUGAUACUACUAUUACAUACAAAGACCGGCUCUUAAAAUUAGAUCUUUUACCGAUGUCGUAUUGGCAUGAAUAUUUGGAUGUGUUGUAUUUGUAUAAGCUGGCAUCUGGCAUGCUUUCUUUAAAGUUGCAUGACUUCUUAAAAGUUAAACAACCAUUACGUGUAACGAGAAGAAGUAAUCCUUCAUCAGGUUUAAUGUUUGAUAUCCCAAAAGUACGUACAGUAACAUAUCAAUCUAGUUAUUUUAUUCGAACUGCUAGAAUUUGGAAUGAACUGCCAUCAUCCAUACGAUUAUUAGAAACUUUAUGUCAGUUUAAAAAUAGUCUAUUGAAAUACUACAAAGAUUGUCUAAAAACUAUUUAUGACACUGACAAUCCAAGAACUUGGAAAACUAUAUGUCCAAAAUGUCAUAACUGUUCUGUUUUAGUAAAGCAAUCACAGUGUUGCUGA
Messenger RNA from Paramuricea clavata, 1629 nucleotides. NCBI's taxonomy places the organism in Eukaryota, Metazoa, Cnidaria, Anthozoa, Malacalcyonacea, Plexauridae. The record is from the annotation of a GenBank genome assembly.